CCCGCAGCUAACUACCGCGGGGGACCAACGAACUUUGCUUCUCCUUCCCGCAUGUUCUUCUCCUGAUCUCCUCCACUCGUCGUCCAUCCCUCGAGCUCUCCUCCUGCAGCUCCGGAUCUGGAAGGCCGGGGGAGUCGCACGCUGGCAGAAGACUAGAAGAGAAACAGCAGAAUUGAGCCGUAGGCAGAGGAGAAACAGGGCAGGGCUGUUGACUCGCAUGCCUCUGAGAAUUCGGGGCAGAGGCAUCGCGUAGCUGCUAUCGGAAAAGCUCGAGGUGAAGACAUGGAUUGGUUGCCUGGAGAGCUGUGCCUCAAGAUCUUCCAGCUCCUGGAUCACCAGUCCCUCGCCUCCGCUCCCCAAGUUUGCAGGAAAUGGAGGGCGUUGACCUCCGACGAUGAGCUGUGGCGCAAGCUGUUCAGCGACAGGUGGGGAGCGGACGCCGGGGCGUUCUACGCGCCGGAGGGCUCCAAGUCCUGGAAGGACGUCUUCGUCGUGCAGGACCGGUGCGACCGAUACGGACUGGGUGUCAGGAUCAUCAGGGAAGGGAAAGACUACUACCUGAUCUACCAGGGCGAGAUCCAGAGGUACCUGGGCUCGCGCCAGGACACGGACGGUGACGGCGGCGGCAAGGACGCGCCGCGGCAGGACGCUGAGGACGAGCAGCGGCAGAUAUCCAACCGGAUCCUGUUCUUCCUGGGGGAUCUAGAGGCAGCCUGUGCGGACGCCAAACGUGUCAAGGCGUGAACGUGACCUCCUCUGCGGCUGCGCCCCUGUCCAGGAUUCCAGGAGCACAUUGCCGCCUGUAUGAUGCAUAGCUCGUGCAUAGUGUUGUUCCUAUACUAAAUGUAUAGUGCUUCACCCACAAUUUAUUUCAGUUCAUAAUCAUGUUAACAUUCACAGUUCAUUUUGACUCUAGUAUGGUCAUUUAGAUUGUAAGUUGACUUGAUCGUAUAUGCUUUGUUUGUAUGAAACUUUCAUCUAUCAAUGGUUCAAUGAA
Molecule: messenger RNA, 997 nt
Organism: Setaria italica (foxtail millet)
Lineage: Eukaryota; Viridiplantae; Streptophyta; Magnoliopsida; Poales; Poaceae
Exons: 3
Coding region: 283-744 (153 amino acids)
Biological process (GO): SCF-dependent proteasomal ubiquitin-dependent protein catabolic process
Cellular component (GO): SCF ubiquitin ligase complex
Molecular function (GO): protein binding
Source: RefSeq, a predicted model, not a curated record